Abrus precatorius (Indian licorice) is the source of this 1173-nucleotide messenger RNA. Its product is annotated as S-adenosylmethionine synthase 3. The record is from RefSeq and is a predicted model, not a curated record. The coding region runs from base 1 to 1173 and encodes 390 amino acids. Gene Ontology annotation, biological process: S-adenosylmethionine biosynthetic process. Gene Ontology annotation, molecular function: methionine adenosyltransferase activity; ATP binding. Lineage: Eukaryota; Viridiplantae; Streptophyta; Magnoliopsida; Fabales; Fabaceae. Gene Ontology annotation, cellular component: cytosol. The transcript has a single exon.
AUGGAUAGUUUCCUCUUCACCUCGGAAUCAGUAAACGAAGGCCACCCCGACAAGCUGUGUGACCAGGUUUCAGAUGCCAUCCUCGAUGCAUGUUUGGAGCAAGACCCAGAGAGCAAGGUUGCCUGUGAGACCUGUACAAAAACUAACAUGGUUAUGGUCUUUGGUGAGAUCACAACCAAGGCCAAUGUGAACUACGAAAAAAUAGUUCGAGACACUUGCAGAGGCAUUGGGUUCGUGUCAGCGGAUGUUGGUCUUGAUGCUGACAACUGCAAAGUUCUAGUCAACAUUGAGCAACAGAGCCCUGAUAUUGCUCAAGGAGUUCAUGGUCACAUGACCAAAAAACCCGAGGAAAUUGGGGCAGGUGACCAAGGCCACAUGUUUGGCUAUGCCACAGAUGAAACACCUGAGCUAAUGCCACUAACUCAUGUGCUUGCAACCAAACUUGGUGCCAGGCUCACUGAAGUGAGAAAGAACAAAACAUGCCCAUGGCUGAGGCCAGAUGGUAAAACCCAAGUGACCGUUGAGUACAAGAACGAUAAUGGAGCCAUGGUCCCUAUCCGUGUGCACACGGUUCUCAUCUCAACUCAGCACGACGAAUCCGUCACAAAUGAACAGAUUGCAGAACAAUUGAAAGAGCAUGUGGUCAAACCUGUGAUCCCAGCUAAAUACCUUGAUGACAAAACUAUUUUCCACCUCAACCCCUCUGGAAGGUUUGUCAUUGGGGGACCCCAUGGAGAUGCAGGACUCACUGGGAGGAAGAUCAUUAUUGAUACCUAUGGUGGUUGGGGUGCUCAUGGUGGAGGUGCCUUCUCUGGCAAGGACCCAACCAAGGUGGACAGGAGUGGUGCAUACAUUGUUAGGCAAGCAGCCAAGAGUGUGGUAGCUUCAGGGCUCGCACGGCGUUGCAUUGUGCAGGUGUCUUAUGCAAUUGGAGUCCCAGAGCCAUUGUCAGUGUUUGUAGACACAUACCAAACAGGAAAGAUUCCUGACAAGGACAUCUUGGCUCUCAUUAAGGAGAAUUUUGACUUCAGGCCAGGAAUGAUUGCCAUCAACCUUGACCUCAUGAGAGGAGGCAACUUCAGGUACCAGAAAACUGCUGCUUAUGGACAUUUUGGACGUGAUGAUCCUGAUUUUACUUGGGAAACCGUGAAGAGUCUCAAGCCUAAGGCUUGA